CUUUCCAGGGGUGUCCCGAAGCAUAAAUGGGGAUUUUCCUGGAGAAUAAAUGGAGAUUGGAGGCGUAAGUGGAGAUUGUUCCUGAACGAUAAAUAAGGAUGCUUUGGAGCAUAAAUGGAGAUUUUCAGGAUGGAGAAGAAGAAAAUCCUGAUGAAGUCCAAGGUUGCUGCUCCCAACCUCCUGAGGGCUCUGCAUUCCCUGUACCAGCUUGGGCACCUCUGCGACGUGACAGUCCUCACCCAACACCUGGGAAUUCAGGAGGAAAUCCUGGCUCAUAAAGCCGUCCUGGCAGCUUCCAGCAACUACUUCAAGGGGCUUUUCCUGCACCAAGAGAUACUGGACACCCAGAAGUCCACGGUGACUUUGCAGGACAUCUACACCGAGGAGUUCACCUCCUUCCUGGAGUUCCUGUACACAACAGAGGUGGAGAUCGAGGCGGGAAAACUCCAGAGGAUGAAGGAAAUAGCAGAAAGGCUGGAAUGCAAAGAUUUGCUUGAUAGCUGUGAGGAAGUGAAAGCAGAGGGCAAGAAGGGCUUGGAUUUGAGCCUCCACCUGAAAGGGCAGAGGGGUGAAAAUAGGGGAUCACAGUGGCCUUGUAUCCAGCAAGAGGAAAACCUCAGGAACUCUUCCCAGGUCAUGGCAAUUCCCAUGCAGAGGAAACUUUGGGAUAAGCAGAAACAUAAGGAGCUGCUGCCGGGCUAUGAGCUCAUUGGAGUCCAAGCAGGAGGCCUGGAGCAGGAGGCCACAGCUUUUCCAGCCCCAAAAUCCAGGCCAGCGAAGCUGCCCAAGUGCAACAAGACACAUUCCCCAACCAGACUGGGUGUAGAUAUCACCAGCCUGGAAAACAAGGAUGGUCAUUCCCUCUGCAGGGGGCAGGAGCGGAAGUGGGAAUCCCAGGCAUGUCGCUACGGUGACAAGGCCAUCAGCUCCAAGUGCAGCCUAGCCGUGCACAUCGGGACACACACCAGGGAUGGGCCCUACUGGUGCCAGCACUGCUCCGCCAGCUUCACCCACAGGGCUGCCUACACCUCCCAUCUCAGGAAAAUCCAUGAGUCUGGGCAAGAGAUGAAACUCCUGCCUGUUUAUUGGAUGGUGGUUCCACCCACACAUGGCCCAAACCCUACAAGCCAUGACAAAGAUCCCGAUGGAGGGACUUGGGAUGGGAUACCAGAAACCUCAGGUUGUGAGGAAGAUGCCAGAAGUUCAUCCAUUGCUGAAGCAGAAAGGAGCAAGAGGAAUCCCAGGAAGCUGAAGGAGGGAAUGAAGAUGGAGGUAGAAUGA
Molecule: messenger RNA, 1281 nt
Organism: Vidua chalybeata
Lineage: Eukaryota; Metazoa; Chordata; Aves; Passeriformes; Viduidae
Product: GDNF-inducible zinc finger protein 1-like
Exons: 4
Coding region: 115-1281 (388 amino acids)
Biological process (GO): regulation of transcription by RNA polymerase II
Molecular function (GO): protein binding; RNA polymerase II cis-regulatory region sequence-specific DNA binding; DNA-binding transcription factor activity, RNA polymerase II-specific
Source: RefSeq, a predicted model, not a curated record